ACUCUCUCACCUCUCUCUCUCUCUCUCUCUCUCUCUCUCUCUCCUCUGCACCCCCAACCUUCCCGGAGCUUCCAAACCGGAAAAAAAGUUUUCCAAUCCCAAAACCUCCCUCUAAACUUUUCCCGCCAAAUCUCACUCCUCCCCGGAAAACCCACUUCUCAAUUGGAAAAAUCACAAGGAAUUUAUGGGUAUUUCCAGAAAGAAGCUUUAAUAUCAACUUGUGGUUCGUAUUUUAGUUGCUGAUUGAUUUUUUUUUUGAAGAAAAUCAUCAACAAUGGCGGAUUCGGAUAACGAAUCAGGAGGUCAGAACAACGCGAACAGCGAGAUGUCGUCUAGGGAACAGGACAGGCUCUUGCCGAUUGCCAACGUUAGCCGGAUAAUGAAGAAAGCACUUCCGGCGAACGCCAAGAUUUCCAAGGACGCGAAGGAGACAGUUCAAGAAUGCGUGUCGGAGUUCAUCAGCUUUAUCACCGGCGAAGCGUCGGAUAAGUGUCAGAGAGAGAAAAGGAAGACGAUUAAUGGGGAUGAUUUGUUGUGGGCCAUGACUACGCUGGGUUUUGAAGAGUAUGUUGAGCCGUUGAAGGUUUAUUUGGCGAAGUAUAGGGAGCUGGAGGGUGAGAAGAGCGCGAUGGGUGGUGGUAGGCAGGGGGAGAAAGAUGGGAGUGGAGGUGGAGGUGGAGGUGGAGGUGGUGGUGGUGGUGGUGGGAGAGAUGGGGCGGUGAGUUCUAGUGGCGGUGGUGGUGGGUUUAAUGGUGGUGGUAGUGGGAUAUAUGGUGGGAUGCAGAUGUACGGUUCUGGUGGUUACCAUCAGGGGCAGAUGUAUGGUUCUGGUUCUUAUCAUAAGAUGGGCGGUGGUGGUGGGGGUGGGGUGGUGGGGAAGGUUAGUUCAGGCUGUGUGGGCGGCGGUGGUGGUGGUAGUGGUGGAGCUUCCACUGUGAGGCCAAGGUAGGUGGUGCUUUUAUGGGCACCCAAUUGUAGACUCCGAGGUAACUGUUUUAGGGCCUUUUUUUCUCCUUAUAUUUGUACUAAUGUUCGUGUAUUAUCAUUGACGAGUGAAUAGUACUAUGGUAGAGACAUGUUUGGUUUUGAUAAUUUUGUGAAUUAAAGGGUUGUAUGUGUAAUUUCAUGGAAAGAUAACAUAUUAGAAGUGAUAAUGAAAUAGGGCUCAGAUUUUAAUAUUUAAUAGUGGGGCACUGGUAAAUGUAUUUCAAGGAAGAGAAGAGGAAGAUAGUAAAUGUACUAUUACUGCUAAGUCGUUUUAAAUGGUUGUGUGGAGGUUGUGAUUUCUUUCUAUUCCUUUUCAGAGCAGUCAUCAGAUUUCUGGCAGCGUGUUGGACUAAUUUGACAGGGA
Ilex paraguariensis (yerba mate) is the source of this 1351-nucleotide messenger RNA. The record is from the annotation of a GenBank genome assembly. Lineage: Eukaryota; Viridiplantae; Streptophyta; Magnoliopsida; Aquifoliales; Aquifoliaceae.